This is a messenger RNA of Westerdykella ornata, 1041 nucleotides long. RefSeq lists its product as uncharacterized. The record is from RefSeq and is a predicted model, not a curated record. The transcript has a single exon. NCBI's taxonomy places the organism in Eukaryota, Fungi, Ascomycota, Dothideomycetes, Pleosporales, Sporormiaceae. The annotation marks the transcript as partial.
GAUUCCGAGGAAGACGAUGCAUGGCUGCAGGAAAAGCCUCCACAUCCGUACGUGGAGGGACGUACAUUUACAGCUCUCAGGCAUACUCCACCGGCGCCUUUUGGUAGAGAGUAUGACACACCUCUGCCACCAGUCCAGCAGAAUCAGGAACAACUGACUCAGACCGAAUACUGCCUGUUACACCGGCCUUUGCCAGGGACUACGCAUUAUGAGGAUACCCUUGAACUCGAGAUCUGUUUAGAACUCCGUACGGGCAGCGACUGCGGAGCUCAAGUGGUGGUCGUUAAUAGCAACAUGGUGGCAAAAAUCUUUGAUCCCCUAUACUACAGAGACUUAAGAAAUGAAGGGUAUCUAGAGGAUGUUGUCUCGCUCGCCGACGGAGACUAUAGUCGCGAAACUGCCGCAUACGCCGAAGUCCAAGAAUCACCGCAAGCGCGUCAGCAUACUCCAAAGUACUAUGGGUCCUGGACAAUAACAGUUGAGACUCCUCUAGGACCAAUUGGCGGUCAACAUACCCAGACGCGUUUCCGAGAAGUCAGACUCAUUUUAAUCGAAUAUCUAAAAGGGAAAAAGAUGGCUAAUAUUAAACCACGGGUGCUGACGAGCAAGCUUCGAAGACAUAUGCUCGUCAGGGUGCUAGAAGCUGCAAUGCUUCUUGACAACGCUGGUGUUAGUCACAAUGACAUACACCCCCGGAACAUCCUUGUCAUUGGCAACGACUGGGCGAAGUUGGAUUUCUUUAUCAAGUUCAUUGAUUUCAACAUCGCCAGUGUCCAGCGGCUGGAUAUGUACCGCAACUACUCCUACCGGACGACAUGCAAGAUGCGCGCCAGGUUUCCCAACAAGAUGUUCUCGCCCAUCACGUACUUUUGGGGAGGGUUGGGAGGCUUUAUUGCGGCAGGGUGGCUCAAUCACGAUGGAGACGAGGCGAACGAGUGGUUAUGGAAACGGUUUCACAAGGACAAGAGGUAUUUUCCCUUGGUACGCGAUGAGAAGCAGCUCACACAUACCCCGAAAAUCGUUGGCUGGGACGAAUUGUCU